AUGCAACUCCUCACCCUCUCCUUCGCAACCCUCGCCGUCGCCGCCCCAGGCCUGACCCGACUCUCAGCCAGACAAGAUGCCGCAGUCUAUGCCAACAACUACCAACCACAAUGCUGCGCCACAAACGUCUUAGAUCUCGCCAGCUUGGACUGUGCCAACCCACCCGAGGAUAUUACAUCUACAGAUCAAUUCGUCGAGCAGUGCAGUGCGGAGGGACAGCAGGCGUUGUGUUGUUUGCUUCCGAUU
Messenger RNA from Pseudocercospora fijiensis CIRAD86, 246 nucleotides. RefSeq lists its product as uncharacterized. The transcript has 2 exons. Gene Ontology annotation, cellular component: extracellular region. The annotation marks the transcript as partial. NCBI's taxonomy places the organism in Eukaryota, Fungi, Ascomycota, Dothideomycetes, Mycosphaerellales, Mycosphaerellaceae. The record is from RefSeq and is a predicted model, not a curated record.